AUGAAUGAACGAUUAGACACAUAGGAUUAAACUGAUAUAAGUAUAUUAGAUAAAGAUAAAAAAUUAAUAAGAAGAAAUCGUUUAAGAUUAGAUAAAUUUAAUCAUCCUAUAAUAAAGGGUGUUAAAGGCAAAAGAAUAGUUUUUCGAGAUGCAAUAGAAGGAAGGAAUUUAUGUGAUAUUUAUUUGGUAUAGAAGUAUAUUGAAAAGAAAGAAUAAAAUAUUAAAUGUAGAUGUGCAUGUUCAAUUUAGUGA
Paramecium pentaurelia is the source of this 252-nucleotide messenger RNA. Lineage: Eukaryota; Ciliophora; Oligohymenophorea; Peniculida; Parameciidae. The record is from the annotation of a GenBank genome assembly.